GAUUAUAACGUGUCGAAAUAAUGGAAUAAUUGUGGAGUACUCAAUAAAAUUGCCAUUCCGAGGUACAAAAGUAGUAGUCUCAUUGCAAAUAUCAGAAGCAAGGUGUAGAUAUUACAAGACAUACAACUGUGGUACGUUGAUGUGGUAACAGGAGUACAUAUGGAGAAACAUUGUUACAUGCACACGUAUUUAUUUGAGCGAAUUAUUGUAUCAAUACUUCCUGGAAUGUUUAUAGAAGUUUAAUAUUUCACAUGAGUUAUGCAAUUCUAAUGGAAAAUACUUGCGUAGCAUUCUGUUUUUAGUGCCGAUACAAGUACCAGCGUUAUUAAUCAUGGCAAGAAAUUUUCUUAAAAGCAGUCUUCAGAAUGCAUCUUUCAAUAUUAUAUUUCAGAUUCUUUUUAGAUGUGUGACAUUUGGACUAAAUGCAUUUGUACUCCGACAUGUCAGUCAGUCAGUGGUGGGUGUGAUGAAUGUUCGUCUCCUUCUUCUUGAGUCAACCAUAUUAUUCCUCAGCCGAGAGGCAUUUAGACGUGCUUGUCUCAGCAAGACAACAGAACACAACUGGGCUCAGGUCAUCAACCUCCUUUGGCUUACGGUGCCAUUGUGCCAGUUCUUCAGUUUUAUAUUUGGUUAUAUUUGGCUGCAUGUUUUGACACCUCCAAGCACAGACAUCACACAGCACUACACACUUGGAGUGUGGGCAAUUUGUCUUAGUUGUGUCAUUGAGAUGUUCUGUGAGCCAGUGUACCUAGUAGCUCAGGCAUUCCUCUUUGUUAGAUUUAAGGUGGUUUUAGAUACAAUCCAUAUAUUUGUUCGUACGGCAACAUUUACUCCACUCAUCAUUUAUCAACCACACCAAGCAGUUGUAGCAUUCUCUGUUGCCCAGGUAUUGGCAGCAUGUGUGUACACAGUGGGACAUUAUGUGUAUUUCCAUUACUACAUUACCAAACUAAUGAAGAAACGUGCUGCACAAAAGAUGAUUGAUUCAAAUGGAAAGCCCCCAGUGAAUCUGAGGUUUGUUCGUAGAGACUCCAUUGCAGAGAUUGAGGAUGAGUUCCCAUUUGAAUCUUUAAUGGAUUUCCUUCCUGCAAAAAUAGAAGAUCAGUUGAGCAUCAACUAUGGCCUUUCAAGGCUAACAUGGAGCUUCUUCAAACAAGGCAUCAUGAAGCAGGUUCUGACGGAAGGUGAGAGGUACAUCAUGACACUCUUCUCCGUGCUAACGUUCUCUGAACAGGGUGUAUAUGACAUUGUCAACAACUUGGGGUCUUUAGCAGCCCGUUUUCUGUUUCGGCCAAUAGAGGAAUCAGCAUACUUCUAUUUCUCACAGAUGGUGGCAAGAGAUACAACAAUACAAGAGCAGAACCAGAAACACAUGGCAGAGGCUGCCAAUGUGCUGUACCAAUUACUUCGCUGCAUAACUUGUAUUGGACUGGUGAUACUGGUAUUUGGCCAGUCAUAUUCGUGUUUCCUGCUGUACCUCUAUGGUGGUGAAAGUCUCAUCAUGGGUCCUGGCCCUACACUAAUGAGGACACAUUGCCUAGCUGUCCUCUUACUGGCUAUUAAUGGAAUUACAGAGUGCUAUGCUUUUGCAACUAUGAACGCUGCUCAGCUUGAUAAGUAUAACUACUUAAUGGCAAUACUGUCAGUAUCAUUUCUUGUAGUUUCCUGGUUACUGACAAAAGCUUUUGGUGGUGUUGGUUUUAUUGUUGCCAAUUGCUGUAACAUGGCAGCUAGGAUUGGACAUAGCAUUCAGUUUAUUCAAAUCCAGUAUCUUAACACAGAGUUUAAGCCGCUCAGAGGGCUCAUCCCUGGCCCAUAUUUUCUGAUCACAUUAGUAUCAGUAUUUAUGAUCACCCAGAUAUCACAGGCACUGUUCUUUGAGUGGUUUAAGUUACUUCACCUGGGAGUUGGUGUCAUUUGUUUUGUAUCUGUUACAAUUUCUUGGGCAUAUGAAGAACGUGAACUGGUCAGCUUGGCAAUACAGAAAUGGGCAACCAAGUCACAGGCCCUGAAGCAAGAGUAGAAAGGUUUGAACUGAAGCAGUAAUAGAACAUCUUUGAAUAGCUCUGUUCUAGUAUCAUUCCUUCAUAUCCUGGUCAUCAUUGGGGCUACAAAUAUGUUAGAAAAACAACUGCAUUGAGACGUUCAGUAGGGUUAUGGAAAAGUUACUAAUGAUGAAAAAACUAUUCUAGUCCUAAAAAUCCUGUCAUAAAUUAAUACAGGCUUUAAAUAAUUUGUUUAGAGAAGUGUUAAGAGUCUGUUUACAGUCACAAAUGAAACUUUUCUAAAAGGUAUUGGAUAGUGAAUUUAUUUUUAAUUUGGCACAGUUUUUCAAUCCCUGGUGAUAGGUGUUUUUAUGUGAUACCUAUAGUUGUAAUCCUGGUUGAAAUACGUUGACAUUCAAGGCAGGCAUACUUAAGAGUUUGCCUUUGCUUUGGAAUUUGAUGUUGGUUCACUGAAAUGAUGGGCUUAUGUUGAAAUUAGGACUACCUGAUCACUCCCUCAAUACAGUGUUUGUUUUACAGCUUAAACAAAUAUGCAAGUCAAGGUUUUGCAUGAAUCAGUUACUAAAGUGUCUCCUACCUUCAUUAUAAAAUGUUUGGCAGAUACUAUUAAAAAUGUUAGAACUUACGGCUUUAAAGUGUGGUCUGCAAGGACACUAACUCACACUCGGUUGUUUUGUAUUAGAAAUUGUGGCAUUUGUGAAUGGAUAGAUUUUAAAAAUUUACCGAACUCAUACCUUUCCUCACUUAUUGCUCAGAACCUUUGCUUUUUUAAAGUCACAAACAGUAUGUCAGUAUGGCUGCUUAUGUCACCUUUUACAGAUAAGCUGUCUAAUAAGAAUAUGAAUGACAUUAAUUUUUAGUCUGCAGUAUAUAUUAGAACAACAAUAAAAAUUAAGAUAUAUACAACAAUAA
Messenger RNA from Zootermopsis nevadensis, 2918 nucleotides. Its product is annotated as man(5)GlcNAc(2)-PP-dolichol translocation protein RFT1. Gene Ontology annotation, cellular component: endoplasmic reticulum membrane. The record is from RefSeq and is a predicted model, not a curated record. Gene Ontology annotation, biological process: glycolipid translocation; dolichol-linked oligosaccharide biosynthetic process. Lineage: Eukaryota; Metazoa; Arthropoda; Insecta; Blattodea; Termopsidae.